Messenger RNA from Ictalurus punctatus (channel catfish), 5011 nucleotides. It is a transcript of the gene gfra4a, whose product is annotated as GDNF family receptor alpha 4a. The transcript has 8 exons. NCBI's taxonomy places the organism in Eukaryota, Metazoa, Chordata, Actinopteri, Siluriformes, Ictaluridae. Gene Ontology annotation, molecular function: signaling receptor activity. Gene Ontology annotation, cellular component: signaling receptor complex; external side of plasma membrane. The record is from RefSeq and is a predicted model, not a curated record. Bases 342 to 1661 code for a protein of 439 amino acids. Gene Ontology annotation, biological process: nervous system development.
GAUACAACCGACACACUCCGCGCUCUGCGCAUCGUGACCUAAUAGCUGUGUGUCUGUGUAUGUUUCUAAAGCAAACUGAUUUUGUGAAAUCGUGUGAGAGCCGGUGGGGCUGCAUCGCUCCAUAUUUUUGCGCAACUAUUUUCAUUCCUCCAGCGUCACAGCUAUUAGCUGAAGAAAACCAUGAUCCGAGAUUGUUUCUGCAUCUGGCGCGCGCUUUGGGUCGCUGCUCGUUCCGGACUGUUAAAGCGGCGCUGAAAACCGCUGCACUCUGUUUGAAUAACUUUGAUCGCGGUGGUGACGGGUGAUCACUGAAGUCUAAAACUCUCUCCUCUAUCGGACUCAUGGCUCUGUGGACAAUGGACCUGAUCAGACUGUGUCUGCUCCAGCUGGCUGUAAUAGGAGUGCCCUGGCUGGUGUUGGCGAGGCAGCAGGACUGCCUGACUGCAGGCGAUUCAUGCUCCAGUGAUGAGGCGUGCAGUCCACGACUACGCACUCUGCGUCAGUGUGUGGCAGGCGGAGGGAGUGUGAAGCUGGGGCCAGGGGCUCGUAACCACUGCGAAAACGCGGUAACCGCUCUGCUAGCCAGUCCUCUUCACCGCUGCCAGUGUAAACGUGGCAUGAAGAGGGAGAAGAACUGCCUCAGCAUCUACUGGAGCCUCAAGCAGUCUGUAAUACACGGACUGAACCUUGUAGAGAAUUACCCAUAUGAGCCUGUCGAGCGAGGGUUUGAUUAUGUUCGGCUGGCUUCCAUCGCUGCAGAGUCUGACGCGGGUAUGGCGACAGUGAAUCAUUGUCUGGAUGCGGCUAAAGCCUGCAAUGUGGAUGACACAUGCCAGAAGCUGCGCACAGAGUAUGUGUCGGCCUGCAUCACCCCAUCAGUGAGAGUGGGGUCUUGUAACCGCAUGCGCUGCAACAAAGCCCUCCGAAAGUUCUUUGACCGUGUGCCACCUGACUACACACACGAGUUGCUGUUCUGUCCGUGCUCAGACACAGCAUGCUCUGAGCGCCGGCGCCAGACUAUCGUCCCUGCAUGUUCAUAUGAGGAAAGAGAAAAACCCAACUGCCUGGUUCAGCUCAGCAGCUGCGAGGAUGACCUUGUGUGCAAAUCUCGUUGGGCCCAGUUCAAGCAUGACUGCCAGCCUUCAGAGCUCACUGCCAGCAGCUGCCAGCAAGAGAACUAUGGGGCCUGCCUCAUUGCCUACACUGGCCUGAUAGGAACCCCUCUCACCCCAAACUAUUUGGAUAACUCCACAUCUAACGUGGGGCCAUGGUGUUCGUGUGCAGCCAGCGGGAAUCACAGGGAGCAGUGCUAUGAUUUCCUUAUCCAUUUCCAUGAAAACACAUGUCUAAAAAACGCUAUCCUUGCCUUUGGCAACGACACUGACUCCAAAUCAGCAGCUAACCAGCCAGAUACAGCCAGUCCAAGGACCAAUCAACGCCUAGCUACCAGUACCAUAACCACUACCACCAUCUCAAUUAACGUGGAGAGCCAGCAGAACAUCUUCCAUCCACAAAUACCCACCCAGAUGAACGAGAAAGACAGACUGUUGAGUGAAUCUACCCUCCCAUUACCUGAUCUGUACGACAGCAGCCCUGGAUGCACUGACCUGGCAGUGACAGCUUUUCUCCCCACCAUCCUGUUGCUGGCUCUUCAGUUCUAGAAUCAAGCCGGCCAAUCACAGCUCAGCAGCAUGGAGUUGGGUUGGGACAGUGUGUGAGGCUUUUCAUCAAACCCCUCUGGUGAGAAAAAGAGAGAACUAUCCAAAAAAAAAAAGACUAUGGCCCAAGUUUCCAGCCCACAGUGUGAAGUGGUGAUUUAUUUUAUGAGCACAGUUCUAUGACUGAUAUGCGAGAUUGAACUGGAGUAAAGAGUGUGUGUAUAUAUGUGUGUGUGUGUGUGUGUGUGUGUGUGUAUAAAACUUUCUAUGAAGGAAAAAAGUAAAAAGAACACAUUUUGAAGUGCAAAAAACUUAAAUAACUCUGUGGCUUAUCAUAUAGUCCCUAAUCAUUAUUAUGUCAAUACAUAUUUUUUCAGAUACAGUGAUUUUGGUACACCUGUAUUGACUAAUCAGGUCAGUUCUACAGCAUGCAUAAGGGACAAAGCACACAUUGAUGAGUGUCUAGCUCGAGAGCUGUAAUCAUACACUAGUAUUUGUGGUGAUGAUGACUCUUCACAGUAAGACAAUUUAUUCUGAUGGAAUCGCAGGGAUGUUUAAAUAAUAUGACGUACUUUAUUUUUGUAAUGUGUAGAAAUUAUUCAUUUAUCAUUAGUGAUAUUCUCUCUUGUUACAGUCAUGAGUUUUGUCUUCAGUGAUGUCUGCAAAUUACAUACCUUUGCUUUAACCUGAGACUUACUGAACUGCCAUGUAUUUGAUCUUUUCCGUGAAUUAUGAGUGCAAAAUCACUUGUCAUUUUAAACAAAUGCUCUGUAGUCCACACAUGCUGGGAUAAAUCACAAGAGUUUACAUUGAACUGCCAGUUUAUUCCAUAAAGACCCCCCCCCCACAAACCCAUCUUCACACAAAUGAAACCUUCCAACAAGCUAUAUGUCAUGUGACUAGAAAGAGUUACUUUUGAGUUAAACAUUGGGUGGAAUCAGAAAUGCAUGAUCAAGCUGGCUAUGAUUGGUGUUGCUAAAUGUGACUGAAAAGCAUCUUACAAGUGGAUCUAGUCAUGGCCUUCUCACACAUAAUUGGUUUAUAGAGAAUUGUUUGAAAUGCCAAAGAGAUGAUUGGAGAUCCUGUGGACAUGGUAUAGAUCAAAGGAGUAUGAUGCGAAUCGUGCAAGCAGACAGACGUGCCACAGUCACAAAUCAACAUUGGUGUGUGAUCUCGAACUCCACUUACCAGCUACUACAAUCGAAGACCAGCAGCAAAGGGUAAGAAGGCACAUAUCAAAUUUGAACUCUGAAUCUGAACAUGUCAAAAUUAGAACUCUGAGGACUGGACUUUUUAUUCCCCCCCAUGUCAAAUGAAUCCAGGAUCCUUUUGCAUGAUGAUGCAUUGAUGGAGGAUCAGCUUGCAAACAACAUGAUUCCACUGAGCUUCCUGUUCCAGUUUGACUAAUACUACAGGCAGGAGCUGGCAGUGUGAUGAUGUGGUGAACAUUUUCCGUAACGUGACAUUAAUAUACACUGAAUACCACCUGAACAGCACAGCGUACCUGAACAACGUUGCUGAGCAACUCCACCCUUCUACAGUUGGUUACAGUGUACCCACACUCAGAGCGAUACUUACUGUAGGAUAAUGUAUCAUAUAACACAGCUCAUGUUGUUACUGAAUGGCUCGAGGAAAAUGAGAGCAAAUUAUUUUUAUUGCUUCAGUAACCUACACAAUCCCCAGACUUCAACAGAAAGACUGAGAUGCCACACACUACUAGGUACUUAAUAAUCUGGCAACACAGAGCAAGCCUUACAAAAAAAAAAAAAAAAAAAAAAAAAGUGCUUGUUUUUAAAGAUGGUCCACAAGAAUUAGUCACGGUCACAACGAACAUAUAUUAGAUGACAGCAUCACGUCUCUCAGCUUUUGGAUGUCAUUAUCCACUUUCACACAAUGGCAAAACAUAAGCACUUAAAACACUUGGCUGCAUGGACUCCUGGAGCCAGUGCCUGUGGUUGUGAAAAUCAAAAGACCAACAGCAGUCAAUGACAUAUAAAGCACAGAUUUAAAAAAAUAAAAAAUAAAUAAAUAAACAAAUAAAUAAACCUUCUGUGUAUUUGAUAUUCAGGAACCAUAUUUCUUUCUUUCUUUCUUUUUUUGCUUGCUGCAAAAUCUAUUGACCUGUCAGCUUCUUGGGACACAAAAAAGGACAUGGUGUUGACAAGUGGACAGGGUUUGUUUAAUAUGAUUGUAAUUUCUUGAAAAAUAAAGCUGCCAUAUGAAGAUGUACAAACUGCAUCGAGUGUUUUCAAAGUAGAAUUCAACAUGCGCUGUGAGAAUAACAAAACAGAAGAAGAAAAAGAGAUAACACCUCAUGCAGCCUAUUUGCAUAUAGCUUCUUGUCUGCAGCUGGGCUGAGUGUGUCUCCAGGCUAUGGGUCAGCAAACACUGCUGUGCUCCAGCUCUGGUCAGCUACAAACAACAGCCGAACACAUACAGUACACACUGCUACACUGCUCUGAAGUCAACAUGACAUUAUAUCUAUUUAUUCCCUUAAGCACCAACUUAUUUUCUGAGUUUGUUUAAUGCAGUCCUUCUUGUCUUAUAUGCUCUGUGUGUCCAUAUUCCAAACCCUCAGCAGCUGAUAAUCAUGUUUUCUGCCUUGUAUUCAGAAGGCAACAAUCUUUGUAGGAAGCAUGAUAGAGCAUCAUUUGCACACUUCAAAGAUAAAAGCUUCCAUUCUCCAUUAGCAGGACAAGACUGAUAUGUUAUUUUGACCAAAUUUCAAGGCAGCACUGCAUAUAUUCUUUGGGAUGAAGGUGAGUCCAUAAUUCCAGCAGUCACUCCUUUCAAAUUUGAAAAACAUCAGACAGAAUAGCCUUUGUGACUGAAAAAAAGAAAGACUUUGGCUAUACUGCCAGCUUUAUAGCUGAACUGAUGUAACCUGACAGCAAGUGUGAAAUUAAAAACUUCCUGUUGUCUCAGGGACAGACAGAAAAGCUGGCAAUGAAGCGAGAAAUGUAAUCAGUAACAAUGACUGCCCUAUUUUGAGUAUCCAGUGCCUGAAUAACAAGACACAAAUCACAAAUCUUUAAAUAAAGCACAAUGAGCACACAGCUGUGAUUGCAUGGAGGAACCUGGGGGAGAAAAAAAAAAGCUUUAACAGCAAACCUACGUCAAUAUGGAAGCUAUUUCAUAUUUCAGUUAAGCAAACUGAGCUUUUUAUUUUUUACACUGAAAAGCAUAGUUUCAGAGACCACCUCCAACAAUGGAACAGAACUGAAGUGAAAUGAAUUCUGCCAGAUUAUAUUAUUCAGUUGAACGUCAGUUAGCUAUCGUAUUAACAUUAACAUCAGUCUGCUUAAAGACUUAAAAAUAGAAAUUCUUAAUUCAACAUUCAAAUCAUAGCUUAU